Molecule: messenger RNA, 1038 nt
Organism: Fomitiporia mediterranea MF3/22
Lineage: Eukaryota; Fungi; Basidiomycota; Agaricomycetes; Hymenochaetales; Hymenochaetaceae
Product: ATP11-domain-containing protein
Exons: 3
Coding region: 1-1038 (345 amino acids)
Biological process (GO): mitochondrial proton-transporting ATP synthase complex assembly
Cellular component (GO): mitochondrion
Source: RefSeq, a predicted model, not a curated record
AUGUUGUCCACCCUAUUUAAUCGCUGUGCUCGGCGACAUCGUCUGUAUCGGCCAUUGAAAUCGUUAUCUAAUCUAGGUGACUAUCAUUCAACGUCGUUACGUCUGAAUAUUUCACAAAAUUACCUUGACAAGGUGCAGAAACGAGCUGAACAACAGGGAGUUUCCGUGGACGAGUUGAAGCAGAGAAUCAAGCAGAGUGCGAAGCCGAAGCCAUUACCUGAAGCUCAAACACUUCAGGAGCAACGAGCAAAGAAGCUUGAAGCAGAUAGGAAGAGCAACGGUCACAAACCUGCAGCAUUUGCAAAGAGUGAGAGGAAAGAUGAAUCUCCUGUAAAGCAUCUGGCAGAAAUUAUGGAUAUCCACAAAAUUCUGCGAACCCCGCACACGGCUGAGCAAAUAUCUGCUCUCUGGACAGCCUUUCAUGCUUCUCGAUCCGGAGGUACUGGGCGAGGUUACCUUUCAGCCUCUGUUCCAUUGCAAACGUACGAGACACUGAUCGAGUCGGGCAAGAAACACCCAACAUUUAUUAUUCCUCUUAUACGUGAAGCUUCCCAAGCGACUGAGUCUGCAGAAGGAACUACGGAGAAGCAAGAGCCUGCAUACGAAUUUUUCUUCAUGCAGUGGGCCUUCCAUCCUGCACCGUCCAUACCAACGCCUAGUGUCCUCGAUCUACCUCUCCCAGAAGAUGCACUAUCUUCUCCGCCAGUCCACCCUAUCGCAACAGUUCUCUUCACACCUCUUCUGGAAUACAAAACCCGGGCAACGUUUGCAACUCCCCAUCUCGUGCUUACGCUAUAUCCCGAACUUGCACAGAGUCACCAACUCGUUUUGCUCCGUGGCGAGCUUACGCCUUCACCUUCUGAUACCGGACGAUAUCUCUUAAGCCAGCAGGAAGCACAGCUGCUUGCUCUUGGGCUGCAGAGAUUCUAUCUAGCCAACAGGGAGGAGGAGAGGGCGGAGUUAUUGAGGGUGUUUAGCGAGAGCCCGAGUGAGUUUCAGUGGGAAGAACUGCUGAAGCAUGCAAACCCGACCUCGUAG